GACGUCUGUAACGCGUCACGAGGAGAGGGAGAGGGAGAGAGAGAGAGAGAAAGAGAGAGAUGAGCACGGAUACUACAAAUGUGCAAUCGCGGAGACGUUCUCUAUUAUAAGUUCGCUAUAGAUACCGCAAGCCACACGUUUCUCGCGCAUCUACCUACGCUCACCCAUCCACCCGCAGUUGGCAGGAGAAACGUAUCUCAUUACACCCACUCUCUCUUCCGCCCUUUCCUCCCUCUUACACUGGUAAUGCGUCACAGCGACGCCCGCGUCGCGUCGCGUCGCGUCGCGUUGCCUCGCGCGUGCUCCCUUCAACCCCCAGCGGAACCGCAGCCAUUGUCGGAGGGUCGGUCGGUCGGCUCGAUUCUUCGCGAAACGUGCGUCCAUGGUGCGCGCGUAACACACCCUUCUAUCGCGCGAACACCCUGUGUGAAAACCGAGCGAGCGCGAACGUGCGAGCGAAUUAAAAGGAGGAGAAAGAGAAGAAAAAAAAAUAGGUGAAAUUUAACGACGCGAGGGGAUGUGAGAGGAAUCCGUUCGUCGGCGCGAUGAGACGCGAACAUUCGCGCGACGCCGAUUUCGCGCGAGCAGCACCAUCACCAGCACCAGUACCAGCCGACGCUGCUACCGCUGCCGACCCCGACCCCGCCGCCGACGCUGCCACCGCGCUGCUGCACCCUCUUGCCGCCACAGCAGCGUAUCUCACCGCGAGCAUGAAGAUUCCGCCUCUCUCAUGACCCAGAGAGAUAAAUAUUUCUGUGCAGCAUCGUAAGCGCACAUGUGGACGAAGAUAAAUCACUUUAGCGAGAGGGAUGUCUGAGAGCGACGGAGAGCAUGCAGCUCGCUCGGUGGCCUUAGAGCAAGCCUACGUCCACGAAGUAUACGAGCAAUGCGCUGAGAAGACUACGCAAAGUAAACACUGGCCACGAGUAUAUCAGUUUCUUCAAGAACUCGAACCGGGUGCUCUCGUCUGUGACAUCGGUUGCGGCAACGGAAAAUAUCUCAGCGUAAAUCACAGUGUCUUCAAAAUAGGGGUGGACAGAUGCAAGCGUUUCACGGACAUCGCGCGCGAGAAGGAAAACGAGGUUCUAAUCUGCGAUAAUUUGGCUCUACCAUUCCGAGAAGAAAGCUUCGAUGCAGUGCUGUCGAUUGCCGUGGUGCACCAUUUCGCUACCACGGAGAGGAGGGUACAUGCGUUGAAGGAGUUGGCGCGAGUCCUUAGAAUUGGGGGUCGACUCGUUAUAUCCGUCUGGGCUAUGGAACAAAAGCAUAGAAAAUUUGAAUCGCAAGAUGUUUUAAUACCAUGGCCCAAAUCGCAUUGUAUGAGCACAGCGUCAGAGGGGACGAAGCAUUCAGGUGUAUCAGACAGUAACGAAAAGCGAGAUGAUGAUGCUGCGCAGAAAUAUCAGUCAUUCUCCAAGAGAAAUAGCCAACGAAAAUGUAAAAGCAAGAGUUAUUGGAUCGAUCCGAUAUUCAGCUUGUCACCAUCCACCAGUAGCCUCUCUAGCCCGAAUGAGACCUGUUAUAGCUGUUUCCGGCGAGCGUUACAGAAAUUAGCGAGGAGCAAACGCGGAGGUGACGGUCGUGCAUGGUUUCCUGGAAGUUGGCAGAGCAGUACCAAGAGCAAGCGGCAUUAUGACCCCGAGGACACGACUGAUGUGGACGAGCUGCCGAUCGAGCUACGCCGCGUAGAGACCACACAUACGCUAACGAUGACGAACAAGCAUUCCACGGACACGCUGAGCAUCAAAUCCAAAAGCUUGGGUGAUAUCUUAGAAAUUGAGAGACUCGAUUUGGUGCGUUCACGGUCCAGCAUCCCGGGUUUCUAUUCGACGUCCGAGCUGAUCUUGGAUGAGCGAUCGGUCUCGUCAUCGUCAAGCGGCUCAAAGCCACGGCUGGUGAAGCAGAAGUCAUACGUAGAGGAGAUUGGUUUGGAGAAUCCCGAAGACACUGCCAUUGAAAACCUGAUAAAAGACCUCCCGGACUUCUCCUGCCAGUCGUUACGCAAGCGUAAUAUACCGUUAAAGCAGAGCUCGAUGAAUGAAGAAUUGAUGUCGGCGGAACGGCUGGAGGAGAAAGAACGAGUGCGACGAAACAUCAUGAAACAAGCGUCGCUGAACGAGGAGCUCAUCUGCAAGUGGCGAACAUUCGAGGCGCUCAAAGAUUCGAUCAGCCCGGUGAGCGCCAGUCGGCGCUUCCAACUGUUAAAGAAUGGACUCACUAAUAAACUCAAGCGUUCCACAACGAACAUCGAGAAGGUCUCCAGCAUGUCCAUCAAGAAUGGUUUCGUUCGUAUGCUGCAAGGAUGGAAAUCCUGUGAGAACGAAUCGACGUCGGCGGAAGCGACGAAGCAGAAGCCAACGGACAAUAAAGUACAACCGGUAACAAUGGUGAAACGUAGCAUCGAGGGUGUCGAACGUCGUCUCUCACGCGAAGACGGCUCGGACUCGUCCAAGGACAGCAGUUUGCAGAGCGAUACCAGCGUAGAUUCCGAAGACAGCUUCGCAUCUGUGAUUUACGUACCGAAGCAGGACGUCACAACAUCGCCGGCAUCGUCUACGAUCAAUGAGGUUCCUUCCGCACCGCGACCGGCGGCAUUACAGCUUAGCACGACGUCGGCACCACCGUCGCCGCGUGUCAAGCAGCCGCUGGACGGUGGUCAAUCAUCUAGAUUCAAAAUGAUCAGCGUGUCACCAUUGCUGAAACAACAAUCGACUGUUACGAAUACAAAUACAAAUACGAAUACGAAUCUCGGUGAUGCGAUGAAAUCUAGUGUGCCGACCGUUGUAGCCAAGGAAACGUUCGAUAAUACUUUACAGGCACCGGCGUCAGAAGAAUUCCGUCUUAUAUCGGAACCGGAUGAAGAGUCGGACACUAAGUCUUUGAUACAUGCCUUUAACGAUGUCACUAAGGUAGUCAGUCGCGAGCCAGUCGUGAGCGAAGACGACAGCCGAAAGGCUAGACUGAAUCAGAUCAAGGAGCUACUGAUAGCGAAGCCGGGCUUUGCGACACGCGCUAGACCGUCGUUUCCAUUGGUCAGACGUGCCUCUACGGCGGCUUCAGGUCGUCUAGAGACAGUCACGAGAAUCUUACCACGUCUGUUAUCUCUAGAAUUGUUCAAUCCGGAGACUGAUGACUUGGAUAGCGAUUCCAGUGGCGUCUCGUCGCCGGAGUCAGUCGGCUCAGUGAUCAGCGUCACAUCGGAUGAGCGAUACAUCGCGAGGAAGGAGGCUGAAGAAAAGAAAAACAACAUACAGACAGAUGACAGUCUUUCCAAAUCAAAUGGAGACGAUAUAUCAAAGAGGACGAGGGAAACGGAAAGUAGUAUACGUGACGAUGAGUCGUUGAGUAUGAUAACAACAACGUCAUUCGAGGAUUCGAAUACACCUCUGGAUCCUCCGCCCGACGACUCGUCCGCGGAUCUUGAAGACGAUACGUUCCUUGCAGAAACCGAGAUAAUGCGCGACAUUUCUCAAGAUAAUUUAGAGACUGACACGAUCUGUUCCACGUCGCGUAUUUUUUUGGAAAAUGAAAAAUCCAUCUCCUCGCAGUCUAUGAAGCUUUUGAAGGCCGCUGCCAAUGUGGCGAGUUCACUGGAGGACGCUGUGGAGAAGGCAAUUCAACACAAUGUCCAAGUAGAACAAUUCUCCCAAAUUGCACAACGGCGGAAUAACGACAGCAUUUGGUCGCAAUCGAGUGUGCGAACGCGAGCGUAUUUGAAGGAAGAUUGUAAAUCCACUUCAGAAGAUUUGGGCGAUUACGCUGAUGAAUCAAGCAGCGAUCUUAUACGAGAUAUUAGUCGGUACUGCCAGAACUCGUCGUUCGAUUUUCUCGAGGUUUGCCAGACGUCGAGAACUACGUCGUCGUCGUCGUCGUCGGAUAUCGCGAAAAAUAAUUUGAAUGCGGAAUCGGAUACUACGGCCUGUUGGAACGAAUGCAAUCAAGUACCUAAGGAGACUUCGUGGAUUGUAAACGAAGUGUACGACGGAGGUGGAUACAACAAGUUCGCUAAUGUGGUCCAAUCUAAACUGACACCCAAAUCCUCUAGAUCUCUCUGUGACGAUGCCGUUUUCGAAUCCGAAUUCGACCAUAAAUUUCCAUGCAACUCCAAGUACGAAGUUGAACUCGAAGCCGAAUCCAAAACUACAUUCAUAUCCAAAUGCGACGAAACGUUUAGGAUUAAUCAAGAAUCUGAAGAGAAAUUAAAAACUGCAAUCGAUCUUGUAUCCAGAUCCAAUCCCAAAUCCAAUAGUAAUCUUAUAAGUGAUACAAAAAAAUCGUUUAUCAAUGCUGAAAGCACGCUCAAUCUCCAAUCUGGAGCAGGACUUAAAUCCAACGUUAAUCAAGAGCAUUAUCGCUCCGCCAACACUUCGUCGUUGUUGCGCAGCAACUCGGACGACACGCUGGACUUUGUGAUGGUGUCGAAAACGGGUGAGUUCGAAGAGGACGCGAAGGCGGUCGGGAAAUGGCGUUCCUCCCACAGUAGGUUAUCAAUGGACUCGAGCGACGUAGGUGACUCUCUGAUAGAGAAUACAGGGACGAGGAGCUUGAGCGAUGGCAGCCAAGCGGAAUCAACAGCGAGACUGUUUACCGGCAGCACGGUGUCAUUGGUAUCAAAUCCAAAUGUGGAGAAUACCCGUCGGUGCUCGGUGGAGCGACGAAGAUUGCAAGAACGCGGCCAUUCGUUGGAUGAGAUGUCGAGCGAGACGAAAAAACGAAAGGGCUGUCUAGUCACCGCGAGCACUAACACCCUAAGUAACGCCUCGUCCCAGGAAUCGUUGCCCUCCGAUCGCGGCGGCGGUUCCAUUACCUAUCACCAAUAUUAUCAUGUCUUUCGGGAAGGCGAACUGGAUCAGCUGAUCAAUAAGUACGUCGAGAACCUGCAUAUCAUUUCAUCGUAUUAUGACCAUGCCAGCUGGUGCGUCGUUGCGGAGAAAGUGCAGGUCUGGACUAUAUGACUUCGGAUACGGAUCAUCGUGUGAAGGACCAGCGACUGUCGCGACUCGUUCUCGGCCGUCUUUGCCAAGUUGUACCGGGUGUCUCGAUAGGAGAUGUCAGCCAGAAGGGAUCAACUAGGUUCAACUUUAUGAAAAUUCGCAUCUGCUUAGUUUUACUUUUCAGUCGAAAAUAGUUCCCGGUUUACUAAUUCAAGAAAAUGAAUCACAAAUCUAAGAAACUAGGAAUAUAUAAUUCCUAAAUCCUUUAAUUUUUAAUGUUUAACACGGUUCGCACUAUAUUUAGAAUUUGGAUUACGAAAUGACGUGUUGGAAAGAACUCUUACCUUCGAGAUAAAAAUACUGAUCCCUUUUUUGGGGGACACACAGUAUACUCCGGUGGAUGGAUUAAAUGCGGUUAAAUACGAGAAAUCUCGGCUCGAGUACGAGACUUACGACUCUAAAUACGUAGAUCUAAGAGUCCAAGGAUCUCAAAAUUCAGGGGUCCAAGAAUCCAAGGAUUUAAAGGCUCAAGGAUUUCAUAAUAAUGUUAACGAGUUUAAUCACAAGUUGACUUUCUAACGAUCCGUUCUCAAAAAUUCUGCGACGACCUAUAUCACUAUUGAAAUAUCGCUUUGCGCUCAUUGAAUAUUCCUUUCAUGUUUAUCUCAUAAGAUUUUUCUGUCCGUUAUGUCACUGAAGUGAUGUGGUGCAAGAGUAUAACUUAAAGACAAAAGAGAUUAAUGACAUAAAUGAUAAAGAUUAAUGUCAUAAACGAUUUAAUUGAAUUUAUAUGUCAUGAAAUCUCCAACAACAAAAUGAGGAACAUUAAAAAAAUAGUUAUAAAUAUUUCUUUCAAUUUUGGUUUCUAUUAAUUGUUGCAAUAAUUUUUGUUUUCCACGUUCACAAUUCGUUUGAUUUUAGCUUCACUUCAGGGACGUUUAGGACUAUUCAUUUCAUUUAUCAGACUCGCAUAUCUCGGAACAACGAUUGCAGAAAGCAUGAUUCUUCGAGAACACAUCAAAGUAAAAGAGGGCGAAAGGUAUUUGCUCGAAGGGUGUUGAUUUUCUCGAAGAGUGAUGCGAUCUGAAUGUACAUGCAUUAAGCAUAAAAGUUCAGAAAAAUUCAGAAACGGCAAUUGGCUCCGGCUGUGGAGCGUAUUUUCUAGCUUCUUGAGGAACCGACAAUAUCCGAACGCUUGAACGUAGAUAUACCUCAAUAAUACGAACGUUCCACUUCCAGAAAUGUAUACAUGCAUACUAAACAUGCAUACGUUUACACACGUGUUUGCGUAUAUACAUGUACUAGCGUAUUCCUUACUUGUAGAAAAUUCUGGCGAGAAUUUGCAUCGGCAAAUUAAACUGUCGUUAUCAAAAUUGGCAACAAAGAUUAGAUCAAUGAGAGAACGAUAAUAUUUCGAAUUUUGGUAAUUUAAACAGAAAAUAUUAUAAAUAAGCUUGCAAUGAUUGGACAUAAGCAAGUAAGGGAUAUUCUAAUACACAUGCCUAUCUACAUACAUACAUACAUACACAUAUACACAUACAACAAACACAUGCGGCAUACGUACGUACAUACGUGUGAUACAUAUAUAUUAGGAUAUAAGGAUUCAAAGAUCCAAUGAUCUAAAGAUUGAAUGCUUAUAUCCUUGGAUUCUUCGCCCUAAGUUCUUCGAUUCCCCAGACCGUUCAGCUUUUACGUUAAGAAAUAUUUUUAUUAUCAAUUUUCUUCAUUCCGUGAGUGCUCACCUUUUUGAAAAUUCUCAAUUUUCCCACGAUCGUACUUAAUAGUCCUCAAAUCGCUGAACAUUUUAAUCCGUGCAGUCUUUAGAUCCUUUUAAGUAAUCCUUUUAAUCCUGAAAUCCAACGGAAGAUAUUCCUAGCGCGUUGUUAUAUUUGACAAUUUUUAAAUUCAUACAGUAUAAGGCAUUCGGCGACUGAAGAUCCAAGGAUCCAAGCAUCCGUUUACGUUACCGUAUACUCACACGUCGCAUAGAGCAGGGCAUAAAUGUAAUCUAAGCUUCGUUAUUUUUAUCAUCUCAAUUAUCGUAGUCGAGAACGAAGUUUUUAUCAUGACCCCUUUAACCGGUGAACCAGACGCAGUCCCUUUGCGCCAAAAACAGAUACCUGCAAUGAAAUUGCUGAUAAAUUUCACGAUAUAUCAUAGGAUAAAUUGUAUUGUAUCUCGAGAGUGAUACUCGCAACGGAUCGCUGAAAUUAACGCAAUAUUAAAUUAAGAACUUUUUAAGGAUAGAGUGCGCGUGCACGCGAAAGAUUUGUCCUUUAUCUAUAGUUUUCGGCGCAUAAUAUGCAGUAGAAUACACUAAAGAAAAUAAAAAAGAAAGAGACUAUGUGAUGAAUAAGAGCGAGCUUAGGAUUACUGGUUAAAGGGUGAUUUGACCGAGAGCAACAAGCUGCUGUUCCGUUUCCGGAGAACCGUUUGGUUAUCCAGACGCAUUUAACAGGUAGUCAACGAUGUUCUUUUCUAAUUUAUGGGAUGAUUUUCAUUCGUACCCGUUUCAAAGAAGGAAAUGCGUAUCACACACAAGAAGCGUGCAUGUGUGUAUGUAUGCGUGAGAGAAAGAUAGAGCGCUCGAGAGAAAGGGUAGACCAAAGAUGCAAUCUCGAGAAAGAGAAAAACCGGUGUAAAUAUGUAAAAUAAAGUGUUCCUGACGUAAACGCACAGAAGAUCGUCAGAAGACAUAGAUCCAACAA
Molecule: messenger RNA, 7642 nt
Organism: Mycetomoellerius zeteki
Lineage: Eukaryota; Metazoa; Arthropoda; Insecta; Hymenoptera; Formicidae
Gene: fid
Product: class I SAM-dependent methyltransferase fire dancer
Exons: 7
Coding region: 810-4955 (1381 amino acids)
Biological process (GO): tRNA wobble uridine modification; tRNA methylation
Cellular component (GO): nucleus; cytoplasm
Molecular function (GO): S-adenosylmethionine-dependent methyltransferase activity; tRNA binding; tRNA (5-carboxymethyluridine(34)-5-O)-methyltransferase activity
Source: RefSeq, a predicted model, not a curated record